Molecule: messenger RNA, 2901 nt
Organism: Penicillium manginii
Lineage: Eukaryota; Fungi; Ascomycota; Eurotiomycetes; Eurotiales; Aspergillaceae
Product: putative DNA mismatch repair protein (Mlh3)
Exons: 2
Coding region: 1-2901 (966 amino acids)
Biological process (GO): mismatch repair
Cellular component (GO): mismatch repair complex
Molecular function (GO): ATP-dependent DNA damage sensor activity; ATP binding; ATP hydrolysis activity
Source: RefSeq, a predicted model, not a curated record
AUGACUUCCCCCGGAGUUAUUAACCCGCUUCCUCCGGAUGUGAUUGCCAAAAUCAAGUCCUCCACCUCAAUCAUUCAUCUCAGUGGCGUGGUGGACGAGUUAGUGAAAAACGCUUUGGAUGCAAGCGCACGAACGGUCCUCAUAUCCGUGGAUUUCAAACGUGGAAGCUGCAUCGUGGAAGACGAUGGUGAUGGUAUUCCUCAGGCUGAAUUCGAGGUAGACGGUGGGCUUGGAAAGGCACAUUAUACGUCGAAGUUUCAAAAGCCUGGCAUGUAUGGCCAUCGAGGUUUAUUUCUGGCUUCCUUGGCCUCCCUGGCUUUGCUAACUGUGACGUCUCGUCAUUCCCAACACAGCACCACGAACUCUGUCAUUUUCCAUCACUCAAGACCUGUUGCGCGGAUGACUCCUGCGCCAGCACAUCAGAAUCUCCGAGUUGGUGACCAUGGUACCUGUGUGACCGUCAAUGACCUAUUUGGGAAUAUGCCGGUGCGCGUCAAAAGUCGAGCUCUCGCAUUUCAGAAACCAGACGAGCUAGAGCGGGAGUGGGGACAACUGAGAUACCUAUUAGCAACUCUAAUGCUAGCCAAUCCUCAGCUCUGCAAGCUGAAGGUCACUGAUGUCGAGAGAGGGAAGCGCUUUUUCAUUCGGCUAGGAAAUGAUCAAUACGGGUUGAAUCAGGUUGAUCUUGGACGUAUUGGAUCAGUUCUAUCGCAGUCUGGACUAGUCACAUCUCCGGCCAUGAAUACAUGGCAUGCGUUAUCCGCCACAGUCCCGGAUCUCACAAUCAACGCCGCUAUCUCAACUGAGCCCACCCCUUCAAGAAAGCUUCAGUUCAUCGCGUUAGGUAACACACCAAUCUUGUCGCGCAAUGGCUCCAAUAUGCUAUUCAGCGAAGUCAACAGAAUGAUCUCUCUGUCGGACUUUGGUAGUACUGGGCAGUUAUCUCGUGCCGUCUCUCUUCCUCGUCCUUCGUCUGGGCUAGGUCGCUCCGAGACCGGCAUGAGUGGCAGGAGCUCAACAAAGCCCAUUAAUAAAUGGCCGAUGUUCUAUAUAAGAAUCGACACGACCUCAUCUCACAGCCUCUGUGAUGAUGUUGAUGACAUCGCCCCAGACUCCGAAAAGUCCCUUCAGCGUAUUAUCGACGUCCUUGGGGCAAUGAUCUGGGAAUUCCUCAAACAGCAAAACCUACGCCCUCGUGCUUCAAAACGACAAGCCCGUCCAUAUAACCGAGUGGAUCAGACUCAGAAUAGCGAUCAACAAAGUUUCGGGCGUUCUAUUAACCCCAGGCAAGAGAGCUCGACCACGAACGCCGAGGAGAGCUUUGGUGCUCGUGUCAAACUACCCACGUUCCAACGGUCGCAAGCUGUGAAUCCUGGUCAAAAUUUCAAUCAUUGGUCAAGGGUCAAAUCGGCCAAGGAUGUUUCAUUUCAGACAUCCUCUCAUGAAGCUUCUAGCGAUCUCAGGAUUAAUGAGGAUGAUAUCCAUGAUCAGCGACAAUUUCGGUCUCUUCCAGAACGUCCACGGAUUAAUACAAGCCCACAACGCCAUGCAAAUGAUUCAAUUCCAUCACAUCGUCUCCCCACUAACCCCGUGUCCCCUGUGAUAAUCCAUCGAGAUGCAGACUCAGAAAGGGUGGGGUAUCCGCUGUCUGAUGCGCUUCCUGAUCAACAUGUAACCUGGAGCGAUCCACAUACAAGAAAGUCCCAUUUAAUCAAUGCACGCACAGGCCAGACAAUCAAUCCUCAAUCAGUGUCUAUUGGGCCGAGGUUGGGAUCGGGAAGUCUAUUUGCCGCUCCGAAUGAACAGCCGCAGGGGAAAAGCGCACCUGCAGAGAAUGUCUGGGUCGAGAAUUUGCUGAAGUCAUGGGAUAAUCCCACUUUCAGUCGAACAGAAAGACGAGUGCCGAAUCUUGACAUUGGUGAGAGCUAUCCACACAAUAGUAUCAACAAUUUGCACAACUGUCUCCAGGAUAUUGGAUCUCUAGGCGGUGCGCGAGUCGCUAAAUUCCGAGGCAAGCUCCGUCGACAAGUUCUUGCAGAAGCAACCAUCAUCUCUCAGGUGGAUAGAAAGUUUAUUCUUGCGAAGAUGGAUAUCGCCACUCCUAAUGGCAAUUUUUUUGACCAAGACAACGUUCUUGUCUUGGUAGAUCAACAUGCAGCAGAUGAACGGUGUCGUGUUGAACAGCUUUUCCAGGAUAUGUUCCUUGCACCGACUGAUUCGCCUCAUGGGAAUACAGUCAGGACAACUAAUGUCGAUCCCAUUACGCUCUAUGUCUCAUCUACAGAGCAAGGGCUCUUUCGGAAAUACUUGGGAUUCUUCGGUCGUUGGGGUAUCCACUACAAAAUUAAACCAUCUCAAUCUGGAGGUGUGGUUUUGGUGACCUCACUCCCGAUUCUCAUCGCUGAGCGUUGCCGUCUUGAGUCCGAUUUGGUUAGUGACUUACUUCGUCGGGAAAUUUGGACGAGGGAGGAGGACGGUAGGAGAGCAGAAGCAUUAAAGACACCUUUUAAGAACUCUUUAUCCGAUUCAGACAUGUUUCCGCGUGAGGGUAACGCCGCCUUAGCAGAUGAUCCCGUCUUUCCUCAUUCAUGGGUACACAAGAUGAGUGGUUGUCCCCAGGGGAUCGUUGAUCUUCUCAACUCCCGUGCCUGCCGAACUGCUAUCAUGUUCAAUGACCCAUUAAGUAUUGAUGAGUGCAAGACAUUAGUCACGAGGCUGUCCCGAUGUGCUUUUCCAUUUCAAUGUGCCCACGGACGGCCAUCAAUGAUCCCUAUCCUCGAUCUACGAGCACAUUCCGAGCAUGAUAAUUCGGCUUCUGAGGCGAACAUCGUACCACAUGACUGCUUUGAACAUAAUGCUUUGGAUUUUUCGGCGGCUUUCAGACAUCGGUAUGGGAAAUAG